GAGCCUUGUCACAAUCUCUACCGUUGGUUUCGGCGAUAUGGUGAGUGAAAUCAAUCAGAAAUGAUGAAAAGUUCCCUUCAAGGUUCCCAAGACGUACCUCGGGAUGAUCGUCGGAUCUCUCUGCGCCCUGAUGGGAGUUCUCACCAUCGCUCUACCUGUACCUGUGAUCGUCUCCAACUUCUCGAAUCUCUAUUCGCACUCGCAGGCCAGGUUCAAGCUGCCCAAGAAGCGGCGGCGAGUCCUCCAGGUUCGAUCUCGAUGUGUCGCUCAAUGGUUUGGGAAUGAAGGAUCAGAAAAGUAGAUAUAGUCUGUUCGCCGCGACUUGAAGUUUUACGGGCGUCUGCGUCUUUGUUCUCUCACCAGUAAGGUCAGAGAGACAUGAAAAUAGCACGAAAACAUGAGAGCGUCUCCGAGAGUUGAGGAGGGCACAGAGAAAUCCCAGACUUUCAAGUCGCGAAAAACGGAGUAUACUGGGAAAGUUCUUAGCGACCACUGUAGUAGUCGAAGUAGUGACCACUUGAGGGAUUAAAUAUUUGCUGGAACCUUGGGAUUUUUGAAUGGGCUCUUUAGUUUUAAAGAUUUCGAUUGAAACUUUAUUAAAAGUUUCAGUUUAUAGAGUAGAGAUUCUCACUUUGCUUAGUUCAAAGGCACAUUGACUAAUUAAUGCUCACUUGAAAGUAUUUAUAAAUAAAGAAGAUUUUUUGAGAACAAUUUCACAAAAAUAAACAGUUUUAUUGAAUAUUGCAGGCUCACGAAGUGAAGCCGAACUUGCUGAGCGUGAAGAGCCACCACGGAAAGCCAAGGAAGAAGAGUUCCUCGACAAAUGUCAACCAGCAGCCGGUCGUCAACAAGAAUCUCAAUGGGGCGCCCUUGCAGGACCACUCCAGAAAACUCAUUGCCUAAAACCUUCUCAAGAAUUCUCUUUUCUUAGGUUUUUUCAGUUUUUCUAGUCUUUCAUUUUUUUUUGUACCUUGAUCUCCUUAGACCAUACCUAAUCACGUAAUUCGAGGUAUUUUAGUGUUUCUUUUAACAUUUUCUUUUCCUUUUUUUCGAAAGCAUGUAGAGAACCAUUUAUUUGCAUGAUCGCUAUGAUGCAAAACGUAGCCUAAAUUUUCAAAGUUAAUUCAUUUUUGGCUUGAGAUAAUUAUUCACUGUAUGUAAAAUAAGCCAUUUUCAACAUUUUUAUGGAUAUCAUCGUUUGAAUGAUCAGAGUCUCAAAUCAACGGUGAAUCAACUAUUUUUGACUUUCUUUUUUUUUCUCAGAAUCUCUUCUAAAUCUGAUUUCUUGAACCGACUUGGGACAUCUUGGUCGCAUUUAGAAUGGCUCACGCCUCAUAGUUUCAAUCGAGUCAGCUCUAGAAAAUACUCUUCGAUGCCACUCCGCGCAAACCGUUUUGGGUCGGGCGAAAAGUGACAGCUUUUAGAGCCAUUCCCCGUGCGACCAAGAGGCAAGUCGAUCAGCAAAAGAACAAAUUUUUCACAAUAAUUGCGGACCCUUCCUACGAGUAUUCAUUCAUUCAUUGAUACUUUUUUUAUCUUCAUAAUAAAUAUAUUAUUCAUUUAUAUUCAGUAUAUUUCGUGGAAAUCAAAGUGAGGUGUUAGUUUUGGCCUUGCAUGUCGUCAUUGGAGCAUAAAUGGUGCACGGGAAACGCUUCUUGCCGCGACUAACACCACCGAGCGGAGAAAUGUCCUUGUUCGCCUUGUCCUUCCGUCCAAAUCGCUUCUCUUUUUUGUCUCUCGGAAGAUAUUUCGAUCUUUGUAGCUUUCAGAGUAGCCGAUAUUGUAUUUCUGGAGACAAAGUUUCACUACAACUUGUUCUUUUUGUAGCUAAACGUCAUUGAAAACAGAAAAACAAGGCUUGGUGUUUGUUUCUCAUCGAGAAAGUUCAGUUUCAAUGGAAAAUGUGCUCCAACGAAAAAGAUAAAGAUUUUUCCAGGUGAUCUCCGUGGUGAACAUCUUCUUCGUCAUCAUUUCCAUCGUCUGCUUCUGUCUGAAGACGCAUCCGUCCUUCAGAAUCCCGGACAUUGACGUCGCCACAUUCAAUUCUUCUUCCUCCACCACUCCCAUCUAUGUCGGCAAAACUGCCACCAGGUUUUUUUCGAAGUUGUUCAUAGCACCUCAAAGAAAAAGAAAAUAACCUAUUUUUAAGUUAGAAAUAAGAAAAUUACUGUUUUCGGAAAAAAAAGAUUCCUUUCAAAAAUUUUUUGCUAUAGUCUGUGUGCCAAGACUUGAAAUUUCACGGAACGACACUCCGCUGCGCCGUUGCGAGCCUUUGCGAACCUUGGUCGCACUUUUAAUUUUUUUUUUUCUUUUUAUCAAGGUACUCUACUUUCAUGGGCUCCCACAGAAAUAAAAAUCAAUUGAAAUGGUGACCUAGAUUCGAAAGACGCCUCGCAAACGCACGCAGCGGAACACCGGAAUGUCGUUCGGUGAAAUUUCAACUCGUGGCACUCAGACUAUAACAGAUCUUCAAAAACAUAUUUAUUCUCAAUUUCCUUCAGUGCCCAUCCAUGGUUCUUCUACGUGGAACUUCUGUCGAACAUCUGGUUUUCCGGAGAGUUCCUGACAAGAAUGAUUUUCUGUCCGAAAGUCGACGCCUUCCUCAAAACUCCUGUCAAUAUCAUCGACUUCAUCGCCACCGUCUCUUUCUAUAUCGAUUGGGCGCUCGAUCGCGCUCUUACGGGUUCAAAUCGGUAUUUUACUUCUUCUCAUAAGCUUCAUCUAAAGAAAUUUGAAUUUUUAGUGAUUCUGUCGAGUUCUUCUCGAUAAUUCGUAUUCUUCGGUUGUUCAAACUCACUCAGCACUCCACGGGCCUCAAAAUAUUGAUUCAGACUUUCAAAGCGUCAGCUCAGGUUUCUUUGUUAUAGACUUGAAAAAUUGAAGAAAAAGGGAAAAAUUUGAUUAACUGGCUUAAUCGAUGAGUUCUUGUACAUUAUAAUACUUCAAAACGAAUCUUUAAUUUUCAGCUUAUUAUCGAUUUUCCCAAUUUUUUCUUUUCUCAGUCACUCUUGCGAAAAAUUAUUUUUUUUUUCAAGCUUCAAUUCAAAACACUAUUUCUUACUUUUCCAGUCUUGUCUAUUUAUUCAUUUUUCCAGGAACUCUUUCUUUUUGGUCUUUUUUUCGUCCUAUUGGGAAUCGUCAUUUUUGCUGCUUUGGUUUAUUAUGCCGAGCGAGUCGAGGAUAAUCGCGAAAAUCAAUUUUCUUCGAUUCCAGUCGGCCUUUGGUGGGCCGUAAUCACCAUUUGUACGAUUGGAUUCGGCGACUUUGGUACGAUAUUUUUAUAGCUUGAAAAGUCAUUAAUUUGACCCGAUUGAAAUAUUUUGACUUUUCCUAGAUAAAUUUAGAACAAAAAUGGGAAAAAAAACGCAGAUUGGGGGCGCAAAAAGUCUGCAAACACGCAGAGUGCACAUGCCAAAUGCGGACUUUCACAUACAGUAAUCUUCAGAAAAGAAAGGCUCGUCUGUCGUAGAAGAACAUAUUUUUCGGUCAUCAGUAUCUUCUUACCACCAAAAUUACAGGUACCUCAGACCUACCUCGGAAGAUUGGUCGGAUCAGUUUGCGCCUUGAUGGGAGUCCUUACAAUCGCCUUGCCCGUGCCGGUCAUCGUCUCCAACUUUGCCAUGUUCUAUUCGCACGCUCAAGCUAGGUUCGCACCUGGAUUUUACCUGAAGUAAUGAGAAGGUACAGGUCAAAGCUGCCAAAGAAGCGAAGAAGAGUUUUGCAACCGCACGAGAUCAACAAACCGCCCGUGGUUGUGGGUCGGUCCACGACGGCCGUUCUUUUGGGAUCUUUGGGCCCGAAAAGGCCUGGCGCGGGUCCUGUUGCCGAUGGAAUUGGUCAGAUCUUACUGAAAGUUCUAAAUUCAGGCUUCGCACAAUGGUUUUUAUGAAAUAAUCAUCAAAAAAAUUAAACCUUUUUCUUUUCAAAAUCUUGUCAUUUAAAAGAUUUUCUUUUUCGAAAUAAUCUUUUCUUUCAGGACCUCUCUCGCCGUUCACAGCCACUCCGUUGCUCGUCUGCCCACCAAACUCUAA
This is a messenger RNA of Caenorhabditis auriculariae, 4031 nucleotides long. The record is from the annotation of a GenBank genome assembly. Lineage: Eukaryota; Metazoa; Nematoda; Chromadorea; Rhabditida; Rhabditidae.